AUGGCCGAGGACUUGGACGAUUUCUUUGACGAUGUGGAAGUAGCUGAAGCAAAAGUGGCAGAGGAAACUGAAAAGGAACCUCCUCCAAAGAAACAAAAGACAAAACCGGAAGAUGAUCUCGAUGAUUUCUUCAACGAGGUGGAAGAAUCCGUUUCCAAAGUUCAAGAAGAGGAGGUGAAAGAACCACCUACGAAAAAAGUAAAAACUGCCCCAAUUCGACCUCGAGGAAUGGUGGUCGCGGCAUCUAGUUCUGUGGUGUUGAACAAGAAGAUUGAUGAAGAUGAAGAGGAGGCCGAGCUCAAUGCUGCCCUUGGCAUUGACACUCAACCGACCGUGGCAGCUCCUCCAGCUCUUCCUCCACCACCAACAUCAUCGGUGCAAUCUAGUAAUGUUGGAACGCCUGGGGCACCCCCGCCGCCACCGCCACCAUCCAAUAAACAAAAAAAGCCAGUCAAACGAAUGGCAGGUGGCCAAGUCUGGGAAGAUCCUUCUCUUGCAGAAUGGCCCGAAAACGACUUUCGCAUUUUUUGUGGCAACUUGGACGCAACAGUUACUGAUACACAACUACAUGAUCACUUUAAGAACUAUCCAAACUUAGCCAUGGCCAGGGUUGUGAAGGAUGCAAGUGGAAACAGCAAAGGGUUUGGUUUUGUAUCUUUCCUUUCCCCUUUAUCUUGUGCCAAGGCCAUCCGAGAAAUGGACCAGACAUGGCUUGGUUCCAGGCCGAUCCGAGUGAAACGAAGCGAUUGGAAAGAUCGAAAUAUAAAUCAAGUAAAGAAGAAAAACAAACAACGAAAAAAACGGGGGUUCUAG
Messenger RNA from Cylindrotheca closterium, 813 nucleotides. Lineage: Eukaryota; Bacillariophyta; Bacillariophyceae; Bacillariales; Bacillariaceae. The record is from the annotation of a GenBank genome assembly.